Molecule: messenger RNA, 1455 nt
Organism: Felis catus (domestic cat)
Lineage: Eukaryota; Metazoa; Chordata; Mammalia; Carnivora; Felidae
Gene: EOLA1
Product: endothelium and lymphocyte associated ASCH domain 1
Exons: 4
Coding region: 297-866 (189 amino acids)
Source: RefSeq, a predicted model, not a curated record
GCUCCAGCCGCCAGCGCCAGCUCCCUAUCAAGCCUGAUGGUCCCGCGCGCCUCCCGGCCCCUUGAGUCCAACGACGUCUCCUAGCGACCGGGGCCUGCGGGCCUAUGUGCGUGUGUACCUAUCCCCGCCCUCCUCUCUGAGGUCCCCAACGACUCCAUGUGAUGGACACGUCAUCCUGACCGCCGGCCCCUUCCUUUGUGCCCGUCAGCUGACCGUGUAGUGACAGAGGGGGAGGAGCCAAGGCUCUCCGUUCCCCCACUGUCCAGGCCUGGUGAGGCCCAAGGCGCUCUGGGGAGAUGAAGUUCGGCUGCCUCUCCUUCCGGCAGCCUUAUGCAGGUUUUGUCUUAAACGGGGUCAAGACCCUGGAGACGCGUUGGCGUCCUCUGCUGAGCAGCCACCGGAACCGUACCAUCGCCAUCCACAUUGCUCACAGGGACUGGGAAGACACCGCAUGGAGGGAGCUGCUGGCGGAGAGGCUUGGAAUGACCCCUGCUCAGAUUCAGGCCUUGCUUCUGGAAGGGGAAAAGUAUGGCCGUGGCGUGAUCGCUGGCGGGCCUUGGUUUCUGGAAGGAAAAACCAUCGUGUGCUUCUCUUUGUGCUCAGGGCUUGUUGACAUUGGGGAAACCGUGCAGUGCCCAGAGGACUUAGCUCCUGAUGAGGUUGUGGCGCUGGAGAAUCAAGCUGUACUGACCAGCCUGAAGCAGAAGUACCUCACCGUGCUUUCAAACCCCAGGUGGUUACUGGAGCCCAUACCCAGGAAAGGCGGAAAGGAUAUCUUCCAGGUAGACAUCCCAGAGCACCUGAUGCCCUUGGGGCAGGACGCCUGGCGAGUGCGGAAGGUUACCGAGAAACCGGCUAAAUCAUGACCCAUCGACUGACCGUCAUGCCGCAGACCUACAAGCCAGGUUCAGUCUGAAUCAGCCCUGCCACUGUGUGCUGUUCGUGGAGACAGGUCUCUCCACUCAGAUGCAGGGGACAGGGCAGCGGGACUUUCCUCCUGAGAUGCCUGUCUGGGCUCGCCGGCAGUCUCCAGGACUUCGACGUUCGGGAUAAAGGGGAAGCGGCCAGUAAAUGUCUUGGUGCCGCCACUACUUGAGUCCUUCUGACUUCCGGGUCGUACAGAGACAUAGGUCUGAAGACGACCGGUUCGUGUUUCCUCCUCUCGUUGUUUUGCUCAGAACUCAUAGGACGUUUGAACAGCAUCCAGGGGACCUUGUGGGAAGGCUGGGAGCGGGCGCUAAAGGGGUGUGCAGGGGUGGCCAGCCACGGGUGCCCCCGUUCACCAUGGCGACAGCAUCAGACUGAGACACAGCAUCCGUCUGUUCUUACAAAUGACUCUUGCUCUGUUGUCGAAGCGUCCCUUGGCCCAUGAAGUAUGCGUGUUUGACACAUCCCACAGCUAGCUACUUCAUGGCCAAAGGAAGGAUCCUAAAUACAGCACCGAUGGGAAAAUGA